Molecule: messenger RNA, 792 nt
Organism: Papaver somniferum (opium poppy)
Lineage: Eukaryota; Viridiplantae; Streptophyta; Magnoliopsida; Ranunculales; Papaveraceae
Exons: 1
Coding region: 1-792 (263 amino acids)
Source: RefSeq, a predicted model, not a curated record
AUGGAAUCUGGAUCUAAAAUGAACAAUAAUAAUUUUAGUUUCUUUUUUUCUGAAUCAAAUCCGAGUAGAACUGAGUGUGAAGCUCCGUCGGUAUUACCAUCGUGUUAUAUUUAUGAUGAAGAUAUAGAUGAUAGUUUGAAUGAAUGGAAGUUUAGUUUAAUUGGUAGACUGGAUUUCGUCAAGAUGAAAUUUGUUGCUGCUGAAGAGUCUUUAAGAAAACAAUGGAAAACUUCGGGUAAUUAUCAAUUGAUACCUCUUCGAAAAGGAUUUUUCAUUAUUACACUUGCUAAUGAAGUUGAUAUGAAGUAUAUUUGGAAUGGGUUUUGGAAGGUGGAAUCUCAAAUCCUCAAACUGCGAUUUUGGGAACCAAAUUUCAACCCUGCUGCUCAGAAGACAACUACUGCUUUUGUUUGGAUUAACUUUCCUGGUCUAGGAAUUGAAUAUUGGAAGGAGAAAAAUCUUAUGUCUUUGGGUGAUACAUUUGGUAGAGCUAUAAAGGUGGAUGAAACAACUCUUAAAAGAGAAGUAGGUUAUUAUGCUAGUGUUCUUGUUGAAGUAGACUUGGCAAAUAAUAUACCUCAUCAUGUUUUAGUAAAAUCCAAAUAUGGAAGUUUUGAACAAGAAGUACAAAUACCAAAAUUACCAAGUUUUUGUAGUCAUUGCAAAGUGGUUGGACACUUAGGAAUAGUGUUCCAUUGGAGUUACAGAUACCACCAGCAUCAGGACGGACAGUUCAUAAAGCAAAGAGUAAAUGUUUUGUUGGUGGAGUUACAGAAGACAUGUAAUAGCUGA